Molecule: messenger RNA, 1023 nt
Organism: Lepus europaeus (European hare)
Lineage: Eukaryota; Metazoa; Chordata; Mammalia; Lagomorpha; Leporidae
Product: olfactory receptor 5T9-like
Exons: 2
Coding region: 1-1023 (340 amino acids)
Biological process (GO): sensory perception of smell; G protein-coupled receptor signaling pathway
Cellular component (GO): membrane
Molecular function (GO): G protein-coupled receptor activity; olfactory receptor activity; odorant binding
Source: RefSeq, a predicted model, not a curated record
AUGCCAUGGCACACUAAUAUCCAAAUGGUGACUGAAAUCUCAGAGAUGGCAUCAGACUUGCAUUCCUUCAGGGUUCACUUGAAGAACACGACUGAAGUCACCAUGUUUAUAUUAAUGGGCUUCACAGAUGAUUUUGAUUUACAAGUCCUCUUAUUUUUGAUAUUUCUAGCAAUCUAUCUUUUUACUCUGAUAGGAAAUUUAGGACUGGUUGUGUUGGUCACAGGGGAUUCUCGGCUUCACAAUCCAAUGUACUAUUUUCUAAGUGUUUUAUCAUUCUUGGAUGCCUGCUAUUCUACUGUUGUCACUCCUAAAAUGCUGGUCAAUUUUCUAGCAGAAAAUAAAUCCAUUUCUUUCACUGCAUGUGUAACACAGAUGCUUCUCUUUGUUACUUUUGGAACCACAGAAUGCUUUCUCUUGGCUGCUAUGGCUUAUGAUCGCUAUGUAGCCAUCUACAACCCACUUCUGUACUCAGUGAGCAUGUCACCCAGGGUCUAUGUGCCACUCAUCAUCACAUCCUAUUUUGGUGGUGUUUUACAUGCUAUUGUCCACACAGUGGCCACAUUUAGUCUGUCCUUUUGUGGACCCAAUGAAAUUCAUCAUGUCUUCUGUGACAUCCCUCCACUCCUUGCAAUUUCCUGUUCCGACACCCACAUAAACCAGCUUCUACUCUUUUAUUUUGUGGGUUCUAUUGAGGUAGUCACUAUACUGAUUGUCCUGAUCUCCUAUGGUUUAAUUCUGUUGGCCAUUCUGAGGAUGCAUUCUGCUGAAGGGAGACGAAAAAUCUUCUCUACAUGUGGCUCUCACCUAGCUGGAGUGUCCAUUUAUCACGGGACAAUCCUUUUCAUGUAUGUGAGACCAAGUUCCAACUAUGCCUUGGAGCAUGACAUGAUAGUGUCAAUAUUCUACACCAUUGUGAUUCCCAUGCUGAAUCCCAUUAUCUAUAGUUUGAGGAACAAAGAUGUAAAGGAGGCAGUAAAAAGGGUGUUUGAUAGAAAUUGGUUCCUAAAUAAAUUCCAUUUAUAG